GCAGCUCGAGUCCGUGGUUCUUCCGUUCAGCAGUGACCAAUCAGCGCACACAUGGGCGGGGCCACUGUGUGGGCCUGGCGUUUACAGUUUGGUUGAGAAACGUACGUCUGGGCUGGGAUUUUUGGGAAACCAGGGAAUCACGUGUUAAAUGUGGUAUUUGGUUAUCAAACUUUGACGCCUCACACAAGUGAAAAUAAACCGGAUUGUUACACAUUCAUUUCGGGAUUCAAACAGCUGUGUGAAGUACUUGAGGACGGGGACUGCCAGAUCCUACCACACCUCUCCUUCAUUCACAGCUUUUUUUUCAUUGCUCGACCGCAACUGGAACUACUUUGAAAUUUAUUCUAAACGGAAUGGAUUUACUCAAGACUUAACCCGCAAGGGUUUCCUUUAUAUAUGUUGAGUUAUUUUGGAGUUUACUUACUUUUAACGGAAGUCAUCUUUAAGACUUGAUUACUUGAAUCACUAACCUAAAGAUGGAUCAAGCAAGUGGCGGAGAAGAUCCAAACAAACCUUCUAAAAAGAAGUCCGGGGAUGACGAGGGAAAAAACAAAAAACUGAACAUACACAUUAAAACAUUGGCUGAUGAUAUGAGAGAUCGCAUUACAAGUUUUAGGAAAGCCGGCAUGAAGAAGGAAAAGCCCUUGAUCCAACAUCCGACAGAUCCCCUGUCGACUCAGGCUGAACUUCCUGUUCCUCAGCUGUUCUUCGACGACCGCUCCACGAACCUCUCAGAGAAGGAGAUCAUUGACCUCUUCGAGAAGAUGAUGGAGGACAUGAACCUCAAUGAAGACCGUAAGGCUCCUCUGCGUGGAAAAGACCUGAGCACUAAACGAGAGAUGGUGGUCCAGUACAUCUCGGCCACGGCUAAAUCUGGCGGACUCAGAAACAGCAAACACGAGAGUACGCUGUCAUCGCAGGAAUACGUUCACGAGCUGAGAUCAGGAAUCACUGAGGAAAAACUGCUCAACUGCCUGGAGUCCCUCAGAGUUUCUCUCACCAGCAAUCCUGUCAGUUGGGUGAACAACUUUGGUCAUGAGGGUCUUGGUCUUCUGCUGGACUCUCUGGAGAAGCUGUUGGACAAGAAGCAUCAGGAGACCAUUGACAAGAGGAACCAGCACAAACUAAUCCAGUGUUUAAAGGCCUUUAUGAAUAACAAGUAUGGACUGCAAAGGAUCCUGGGAGACGAGCGCAGCCUGUUGCUGUUGGCUAGGGCCAUUGACCCCAAGCAGACCCACAUGAUGACAGAGAUAGUGAAGAUUCUCUCAGCCUUCUGCAUCAUUGGAGAGGAGAACAUUUUGGAUAAGAUUCUUGCUGCCAUGACCGUCACUGCAGAGAAGAACAACAAGGAGAGGUUCUCCUGCAUCGUGGAAGGACUGGAGAACCACGAGGCUCAGCAGCUGCAGGUUGCCUGCAUGCAGCUGAUCAACGCUCUGGUCACGUCUCCCGACGAUCUCGACUUUAGGAUACAUCUACGCAACGAGUUCCUCAGAUGUGGCCUCAGGAAAAUCCUGCCCGAGCUGAAAGAAACAGAGGAGCUGGACAUCCAGCUGAAGGUCUUCAACGAGAACAAGGAGGAGGACGCCAUCGAGCUGUCCCACCGUCUGGACGACAUCAGAGCUGAGAUGGAUGAUAUGGGUGAAGUUUUCCACCUUCUGUCCAACAUGGUGAGAGACACCGGCUCAGAAACCUACCUCCUGUCCAUCCUUCAGCAUCUAUUGCUCAUCAGGAAUGACUAUUACAUCAGGCCUCAAUACUACAAGGUGAUCGAAGAAUGUGUGUCUCAGGUGGUCCUGCACCGCAGCGGGAUGGACCCAGACUUUGGCUACAGCCGAAGAUUGGACGUGGACUUCACGCAUUUGAUUGAUCAGUGUGUCGACAAAGCCAAAGUGGAGGAGAGUGAGCAGAAAGCGUCGGAGUUCUCUAAAAAGUUUGACGAGGAGUUCAGCGCCCGGCAGGAGGCUCAGGCUGAAGCUCAAAAGAAGGACGAGAGAAUCAAAGAGCUGGAGGGAAAAAUUCAGACUCUGGAGACUCAGCUCACAGAGGCUCAGAGACUCAUCUGUGAUUCUGAAGCCCAGGUUGCAGCCGGUGUGAAAGCUCCCGGAGCUCCUACCGCACCAGGAGGUGCAGCUGCUCCACCACCACCUCCCCCUCCACCGCCUCCACCGCCUCCACCUGGCGCGGGACCUCCUCCGCCACCUCCUCUGCCCGGCCACGCUGGAAUUCCACCUCCUCCUCCACCACCUCCUCCUCCAGGGGGAGGCCCUCCACCCCCGCCUCCUCCUCCAGGUUGCGGGCCUCCACCUCCUCCUCCGCCUUUCUUUGGUGGCCCCGGUGCUCCUCCACCUCCUCCUAUGUUACCGGUGGUGAAAUUGCCUUACGGUCUGGAGCCGAAGAAGGCGUACAAACCUGAGACUGUGAUGAAGAGGGUCAACUGGACCAAGAUAGUGCCUCAGGAAAUGUCAGAGAAUUGCUUCUGGAUCAAAGUCAAAGAAGAGAAGUUUGAGAAUCCUGACCUAUUUGCUCAGCUCUCGCUCUGCUUCUCCUCACACAGCAAAGCGAAAAAAGAUGUAAAAGACGAGACUGACAACAGAAUGGCUCAGAUCAAGAAGAAGACGAAGGAGCUCCGUAUCCUGGAUCCAAAGACAGCGCAGAAUCUUUCAAUUUUCCUCGGCUCUUUCCGCCUGCCUUAUGAAGAGAUCCGGGACAUUGUGCUGGAGGUGGACGAAGAGCGACUGAGCGAAUCACUCAUCCAGAACCUGAUAAAGAACCUGCCGGAGCAGAAAGAGCUGAGUGCUCUGGCCGAACUGAAGGGUGAAUAUGAAGAACUGGUGGAGUCGGAGCAGUUCAGUGUUGUGAUGAGCUCAGUGAAGCUCCUCCGUCCACGUCUGAACGGCAUCCUGUUCAAGCUGACCUUCGAGGAGCAGGUAAACAACAUCCGGCCGGACAUCAUGAACGUGACCUUUGCCUGCGAGGAGUUGAAGAAAAGCGAGAACUUCACAAAGUUCCUGGAACUGGUGCUGCUGGUGGGGAACUACAUGAACGCGGGCUCCAGAAACGCGCAGACGUUCGGGUUCAACCUCAGCUUCCUCUGCAAGCUUAGAGACACUAAAUCCAUCGGACAAAGCACAACCCUUCUCCACUUUCUGGCGGAAAAGUGUCAAGACAACUAUCCAUCCUUGCUAGGUUUCCCAGACGAGCUGGAGCAUGUGGAGGACGCCAGCCGAGUAUCAGCUGAGAUCCUGAAGGGCAGCCUGUCGACGAUGGAGCGUCAGAUCCAGAGACUGGAGAACGACAUUGAGAACUUCCCCAAAAAAGAUGACCAGCAAGAUAAGUUUGUGGAAAAGAUGUCCGGCUUCAGCAAGCACGCUCGAGAGCAGUACGAGAAACUCUCCACCAUGCACAAGAACAUGCAGAAGCUCUACGAGAGCCUCGGCAGCUACUUUGCCUUUGACCCUCACACUGUCAGCCUGGAGGAAUUCUUUGGAGAACUGGCCAACUUCCGCAUGCUCUUCUUGGAAGCCGUGAAGGAAAACCACAAGAAGAGAGAGAUGGAGGAGAAGAUCAAGAGAGCCAAGCUGGCAAAGGAGAAGGCUGAGCGGGAGAAGCAGGAGCGCCAGCAGAAGAAGAAGCAGUUGAUUGACAUGAACAAAGAGGGAGAUGAAACAGGUGUGAUGGACAGUCUGAUGGAGGCUCUACAGUCCGGAGCAGCUUUUAGAGAUCGAAGAAAACGAACACCACGCAACGGUGAUCAGAGUCCCUCCAGUCCAGUCUCUCGAUGGCCCGGUGCUGCUUAUGGUAACCGAACUCUAGACAACCGCCGUGCAUACCUAGAAAGAUCUCGGUCCCGCCACAACCCACAUCACCAAGGUCGAUGAUCAGCCGGCGCUGACCACAAGAAGGUUAGAGGACCGCCAUAGAGUCAGGCGGGGAGGCACUGAAGACGACCUGAAGGAGUAAGACGAGGCCAUUCUGACCACCAUGUUCCAGACACACACACACAAUUUUUUCAGUGAAAUUUUAGCCUGUAUUUAUAAAUUUAUAAACUUUAACUAUUUAAUGACAAUUUUAAGCUUUUUAAGCUUUUAUUCUCUGUUUUUUGAUCUAGUAACUUCCAUUUAGUAUGAAGUUACGUAAUGCUGGCAUUCCAGUUUUUAGUGCAGUUCUCCCCGUGUGGGAAAACAAACUCUAGUUAGAUUAGCAACACAUUACAUUUUAGCAAUACUAGCUAGAAAGUUAGCCCUCCUAGAUUGUAGUUUAUUCUUGGAAACUUUGUUAUCUCUAGCUACCAGGUCAUCUGUGACAAACCAAACACACAUUAGCAUUUUCUGCUAAGGAUUUUAGUGAGAAACUCUUGAGUCGAGGGUGAGUUGGAAACCCAUCAUAUCACAUUUGAUCGACUGACCAAUUUUGGGACAUACAGUACGAUUUAAUAACCCCUGAAACUACAAGAUGAGAGCAACUUUUAUCCAUCGUACAUAUCCUUUGUCUUUGGUUCUUAUCUUCCUUCAGUAUUAUCUCGCUUCGUAUGACCUCCGUAAAUGAUUACGGCCUUCGGCGCUUAAAAACUACAUUAACACUUGACAUAUGUAUGUAAGUACAAAUACUCAACAACCAUUUGUAGCUGCUGUUUGAAAAUGUUUAUCUUUAGCAGAUGUGUAUAUGUAUGUAUGUACACACACAUAUAUACGUAUAUAUUUAUAUAUAUUAUAUAUAUUUAUAUAUGUGUAUAAACAUACUUAUAUGUGUGUACAUACAUACAUAUACAUAUACACAUAUAUUUGCGUACAUAUAUACACGCAUAUAUGAAGAUUGCUCUAGGUUCUCGGGGCCAACUUUUGUUUAUAGACACUGUAGUCUUAACAAGGACAUAACCUUUUUUUUUUUUUUUCUCCAUCUAUUCGUUCUUGAAGGAAACUCAUACACAUCUUGCAUUUAUCAGAAAGUUUGUGUACAACACGAUGCCAGCAUGUAUCGGCAUACCUUCAGAUAUUUCACAACCUCUGUGGUCUUCAAAGUGUAAUCUCACUUUGACACCAGGCUUUUUUUUAAUUUUUUUAUUUUUUUUUAUUUUUAGCCCUGUAAUAUCUAACCCACGCCUCCAGUGCCAAACCCUGUCCCAAGGUCGAUUUGGCUGUUAACAUGAGAGAGUGACAUUUUUCUAAAUGUCUCCUAACCACCUGCAGAAACAGGAAACAGGAAGUGCGUGACUUUCCCUGCAGUCACUCUGUUCCACUGAGUGAACAUCCAUUUUUUUUUUCAAUAUAAGACCUACAUUACUCCAACCUCUGUGUUAACUCUUUUAGUGAACACAUGCAUUAAACGUCAAUAUAAAAUGUAUGUAUUUAUUAUACUUGCAUUAUGUCAUUUUAAAAUUAUUACAACAAAAGUAACACAUUGUAAGAAGUAAAAAAAAAACAAAAAAA
This is a messenger RNA of Cynoglossus semilaevis (tongue sole), 5426 nucleotides long. RefSeq names its product diaphanous-related formin 2 (gene diaph2). The record is from RefSeq and is a predicted model, not a curated record. The coding region runs from base 477 to 3878 and encodes 1133 amino acids. Gene Ontology annotation, cellular component: actin filament. The transcript has 30 exons. Gene Ontology annotation, biological process: actin filament polymerization; actin cytoskeleton organization. Gene Ontology annotation, molecular function: small GTPase binding; actin binding. Lineage: Eukaryota; Metazoa; Chordata; Actinopteri; Pleuronectiformes; Cynoglossidae.